Molecule: messenger RNA, 1318 nt
Organism: Hylaeus volcanicus
Lineage: Eukaryota; Metazoa; Arthropoda; Insecta; Hymenoptera; Colletidae
Exons: 4
Coding region: 155-1318 (387 amino acids)
Source: RefSeq, a predicted model, not a curated record
CUCAUGGAAUGUUUCAAUGUGUUAUCGUGUAAUGCUUCUCAUGUAAACAGUUUUUUCAUGUUCUUUUCUUUUUUAAAUAAUGUAUUUGUUUUUUGAUUAGGUUGCUGAUAAUUUUCCAACUGACAACUAUUUUUUUUUUUCUUCGCUUACAUCCAUGACAUUUCAAUAUUUAUGUUUUAUUGAACCUUAUUUAGGGGUUCUCAAGGAUUCGUGUCUUCUGUCCCAAUCUCGCAACGAGAACGAUGCCGUCUCAUUAGGAAUGGUAACAGGUUGUCAAAGCUUUUCGAAACUCGUGGAGAUGGCCUUAUGUUUUCAAUGCCGUCAUACACUCUUAGGAAAACAUGAAGAAGGGUCUUCCAAUGUUUUAAGUUUUGCAAAAACGGCAUUACAAUUUGAGUUUCCUUUACAUAUGUGGACUUUUCCAAGCGUUCAUGACGUUCGCUUUCCUAGUUCUACAACAUCCACUGUACUCGUCAUAAGUUCCGAUCCGAGUAAAGAUAUAGGAAGGACACAAGUGUACCUUCUCCACAAUUGUAUUGAUGAACCAUCAGUGAAUUGUUCCCGUUCACAAGAACCAAACAUGUUAGCACAAGUGGAAGAAAUAACAGGAGGGUUUGAUACCGACAUUAAUACUAUAGGGUGUGGAUCUUUGUAUUUUGAAAGAGAAAGUGAAUUGCGAGAUGACAAUAAUUCAAAGGAAUGCUUAUGGAUUCAAAUUACUCCAACAGAAAUCCGUUGUUUAGCAUGUCAAUCACCUUACUCACUUUUACAAAAUCCAGUCAACUUAUUACACUUAAACGCAGAAGAAUGCGAUAUGACAUCUCCUUAUUUAGAUAUUCCGUUAGGUAUCAAAGGUUGUAUUGUGAAGGAAUUUGUUCUUGUUAUGACAGAGUCCUUUCACAUAAAGAUUUGGAAAGCCAAUAGCACUGCAUAUAAGGAUCUGUGUAACAAUCUUUUAACUACAACAUGUUUAUUAAAUCCGUACACAAAUGGAACAAAACAUUUAGAAUUUAUGUUAUCCCAACCUCUGGAAUGUUUUUAUUUAACUUGUUUAGAUCAACUUGAACAAAACACAGUACUUAAACAUAUUCCUAGUGUCACAUUAAUUUAUCUUGUUUUUGUAUGUAAAGCCAAACCAAAUACAAUCUGUAUAGUAUCCUGUGAUACUAUGGAAAUAGUUUUUCGAACGGAAAUAACUCCUUUUCAAAAACAUUUGUUAAAUACUAACAAAAAAAAUGAGGAUUUUUUAGUUCCGUUUAUGCCUAUGACAUCGCAUGCUACUGCACGUAUAGUGAAGUCGCGUGAUCAAUUCUACUAG